Messenger RNA from Vigna radiata var. radiata (mung bean), 858 nucleotides. RefSeq names its product UPF0047 protein C4A8.02c. The transcript has 7 exons. The record is from RefSeq and is a predicted model, not a curated record. NCBI's taxonomy places the organism in Eukaryota, Viridiplantae, Streptophyta, Magnoliopsida, Fabales, Fabaceae. The coding region runs from base 90 to 623 and encodes 177 amino acids.
GUGCAGCAUUAUUUUGCAGCACACAUAUAGUAAAAUGCUGAUUUCAUGAGACUAAUUUGAGCACUUAUUUUCCAUUUCAACUAGAAUUAAUGAUGCAAGUCUCUUCAAUCUGCUUAGCAGCUAAGGUUCCUGUUCGCGUGAAGUCACUGCAAACAAACCCAGCAACCAUAAACGACCCUACUUCCAUAGCUGCUCCUAAGUGGUCUCAAAAGACAAUAACAUUGCCUCCCCUUAAACGUGGGUGUCAUCUAGUAACUUCUAAGAUUUUGAAAGAAGUUGGGCAAGAAUUGUCUGGAUUCAAGUGUGGCCUAGCCCAUCUCUUCUUGCAUCACACAAGUGCUUCUCUCACCAUCAAUGAAAAUUACGACUAUGAUGUUCGAGAUGACACAGAAACAUUCCUCAAUCAGAUAGUUCCAGAGGGCCCAUCUGCGCCAUGGAAGCACACUCUAGAGGGACCAGAUGACAUGCCGGCACACAUAAAAUCAUCGAUGUUUGGUUGUGCACUCACGAUACCGAUUACAAAUGGAAAGCUUAAUAUGGGGACCUGGCAGGGUAUAUGGCUUUGUGAGCAUCGAGAUUAUCCUACACCGCGUACGGUUGUGGUCACUCUUAAUGGAAUAUGAGCUGCUCAAGUAUAUUUGCUGCACUUCAUCUUCGUAUUAUCAAGAACACUUUUGUUCAAAAUGAAUGAAUAAUCUCUGUGUUGUAUAUAUAUUUUUCUUAGGUGAAGUUUGAGUACCUUGCUAUGAAUGCUACUGUGAAAUCUUUUGAUCAUUGUUCCUUUAAACGGAUAAUACAAACUCUUUCAUGUAACCAUUGAAGGAAUAAACUCAAUUUAUUGUAUCAUAUCGUUACUCU